GUAGUCUGUUUCAUACAUUUGUUAUUAACAUUUUAACGUCUUUAUGUCUCACACAACGAGUAAAUAUAUUGAAUGUUAGAAUUUCGCUUGGAAGGAUAAUCAUAUAAUGUUAAAGGGAUUUAUGCACUGUACGUAAUUUGUCGUAUUGAACAAAAAACGAAAGGUAGAAGACAAAGAUGACUUCCUCAGACUAUAUAAAGCUCGACCAUCUUAAAGUUUUUGUUGAUAAAGCUGUAAAACCUGUUUGCAGAGCACUUUUUAUGAAACGCUAUAAUGACUUAAAGCCAAAUGAGGUUGAAAGUAACGCUUGGACAGUUGAGCGAUUCCUUGAAAGUAAUAAAGAUAAAAUAUUGUCAGACAGAGCCGGAAGACAAAAAGAAUGGAUUCUUUUUCCAAGUAUUCCAUCUCAUACAAAUACAGAUAAGUGGGACUCGAGUUUAAUGUGCUUUCUACUCAUAGAAACUUGUAAUCUGAGUAAGGUAUUACGAACAAAUCUGAAGAUGUUAAAAGAGUAUCUAGAUACCAUUGAAGAGAUCAGAAAAUCAAAUGUUGCAGAAGAUAAAUACGAAGAUUACCUUGCAGAGUUAAAAUCAAUCGCAAGCAUAUGCCUGUCUGAUAUAAAAGAUAAAGAGCUGCAAAAGAAGAUUGAUGAAGUAAGUGACCACCUAGAGAGGGAAAAACAGACAAAGAAACAAAAUACAAUUCAGGAUAAUGAACACAGAGUAGUCCUGAAGAAAAGAUGUGGAAAUUCGGAUGAAAGCACCGAGAUGAUUGAUGGCGACAGGCUCGAAACUUACAACGAGACACUGAGAAAUUUACUCAUAAGGCUGCAGCCAUCGUCUCAACAUGUACAGGAAGAAAAAGAUUCAAAGCAAGAAGACAAUGAGGAAUGUUUUGUAGAUUUUAAGGAUUCAAAACAAGAAGACAUUGAGAAAAGUGUAACAAUGGAAUUAACAAAACUGAAAGAACAAGAAGAGGAAAUGGAACUCGAUCUUGAAAAGGAGACGAAUAAAAAGCUAAUGGAUCAGCCACAAGACUCAGUUAUGCUUGAAAAGUUGUAAACAGAAUAGUUGGCAUAAUAUUGUCUUUAAAUGCAGUUAUGGCUUGGAUGUAAAUAUUUAAAUGGUUCUUUAGAGAAUGGAAUAAGAAAGCCGCGUUUUAGUGGCAGUAGCUGUUACACAUUUAUAGUAAGAAUAAUUCCUUUGUUCAAGCGCACGACUCGGCUUAUAUAAAGUUUGUUAUAAGCCCGACGGAAUGUAUUAUGUUAUGACGCUGGUUUCCGUCUGUUCGUCCGUCCGUCCGUCCGUUAGAAAGAAUUAAUCCUUUGUUCAAGCGCAUGACUAAGCUUAUAUUAAGUUUGUUACACGCCGGAUGGGACGUUUUAUGCUAUGACCCCGGUGUCCGUCUGUUCGUCCGUCCGUCUGUUCGUCCGUUAGAAAGAACUGUUCCUUUGUUCAAGCAUGACUCAGCUUAUAUUAAGUUUGUUAUUAUAUACCUAAGAUUAUUUUCCAUUGAGUUUCAAUGGACCGCGAUCGUGCAAUAUGUUUCCAUAUUGACCUGGAACGCUUUCAUAUCGGACGUGGAAUGUUUUCUUAACGUUGUAAUGGAAAGAAUCACGUGACGCCUAUGGUGUCCACGCGCACGUUGCGACAACAAGUUGACGUCAUUUUCGCGGAAAAUAUUAAUGCGCGUCACUUUGAUUUUGUUUAUUACAUUUUCGGAGAAAUUCUUUUCGUAUUUUUCCUGUCUUUAGUUACAAAACGAUAUUUAGACAUAAAUUAUUUAUUUGAUAGUAGGUAUGUAAUAAAAAGGUUAUCAGCUUUUUUAUGUGGAUACAUGCACUUGUUCUUUCGCGGAUAAUAUUACACUUCUAAAGUCAUGCAGUAUUACCGCUGCAGAACUCGUGCAUAUAUCCACAUACAAAGUUAAUAACCUAUAAUUAUACACCCGACGGGGCGCAUUAUGUAAUGACACCGGUGUCUGUCCGUUCGUCCGUCACACUUUUGUCCGGGGUAUAAGUUAAAAGUAUUAAUCGCAUUUCAUUGAAACUUCAAAAAGGAGGACAUUGACGAAAAGUGCAGUGUCAAAGAACCCUAAAUCUGCUUCAUAUAGUUUUUUUAAUUAUCUCCCUUUAUUUUACAAAAUAAGUCUCGUUUGGAGCAUUUUUUGAAAAGUACUAAUGGCAUUUCAUUGAAACUUUACAAAAUGAUAGAUGCCUUUGACGGGAAGUGCAGAGCCAAAGAACUCAACUUUACUUAGUUUUUUAAUUAUCCCCCUUUAUUAUACAAAAUAAGGCUUGUCUGGAGAAUAACCUGUAAAGUAUUAAUGGCAUUUGUUUGUAACUUCACAUUUUCAUAGAGGUCAUUGAGACAAAGUGCAAUGGCAAAGAAUCAUAACUCUGCCUUACCUAGUAUUUGAAUUAUCUCCCUUUAUUAUGUAAUAUAAAGCUUCUCCGGAGUUUUACUUGGAAAGUAUAAAUGACAUUUCGUUGAAACUUCUCAAAAAGAUAGAGGCCAUUGAUGGGAAGUGCAUUGUCAAAAAAACAUAACUCUACCUAGUUCUUGAAUUAUAUCCUUUUAUUAGACAAAAUAAGGCUUGUCCGGAGUAUAACUUGAAAAGUAUUAAUGAUAUUUGAUAGAAAAUUCGUAUAAUCAUACAGGCCAUUGAGACAAAGUGCAGUAUUUAAGAAUCAUAACUCUACUUUACCAUACCUGUGACCUUGAACUUUGAUCUGUUGAAUUCAAAGUUAGUAGGAGUCAUCUACCUACCAGAAAUAAUGUCUUUGUGAAGUUUGAAGGUUCUAUGAUAAAUAGUUCUCGAGAUAUUGAUGGAAAAUCCUUUUUGUAAGUUUAGGUCCUUAUGACUUUGACCUUUCCUCUGUUGAACACAAGAUCAACUGAGAUCAUCAUCAGACGUAGGUCAAAGUCUCUUUGAAGGUUGAAGGUUAUAUACAUUUUCUCUUUAUUAUGCGAUUUUUUUCAUAUCUCCAAAGCUGUUUUACGCUAUUCCAAGAUCUUUUCUCAUAAUUAUGAGAAUGCUGUCUCGCAGUUAAAAGAUAUAUAUUCAAGAAGCAUGACACGAUUUGCCUUUCGUAUAUUUUGUUUUAUUAUAUGGGUUCAGGUUUAUGAAUAAGUAACAGAUAUUUGUUGCAAGGUAUUUAAUGUUUGAAAGUAACAAUUCCUAUUUUUAAAAAGUCGUGCUUAAUGGAAAAUCCCAUCAAACAAAAAAUAUAUUUUGAAAGGUGAUGACCAGUUUCUGCCAAUGAAAUUAAAUUCUAAUCGGGUAAUAUCGUACGCGUGUUUCAAACAUGAUUUUGUUUUUGAAAACUGUUUUAAUUUUGUAUCAGAAAAAGUGUUUUAGAAUUGCUUUGUGUAAAUAUCGAAAGUAGUAGAUAUAACAACAUAAAAAGAAUAUACAUAUUAUGUAACAAUUGAAACAUGAAAGUAUUAGAAGAUGAAUAUAAUUCUUAUUAGUCUGUCCAAAGUGUAGAAAUUUGACUCAGAAAUAUUUGAAAAAAAAUCAAAUUUGAAAACCUCAUGUCUGUCCGAACAUAAUAAAAGUAUUUACAUACUUUGCAAUUAAUUUAAAGAAUUUAAAGGAUGAAUAUUAUAGUGUAUACUUCUCUUGACAUUGUUUUUCAUAUCUCCAAAGCUGUUUUACGCUAUUCCAAGAUCUUUUCUCAUUAUUAUGAGAAUGCUGUCUCGCAAUUUAAAGAUAUAUAUUAAAGAAGCAUGACACGAUUUGGCUUUCGUAUAUUUUGUUUUAUUAUACGGGUUCAGGUUUAUGAAUAAGUAACAACUAUUUGUUGCAACGUAUUUAAUGUUUGAAAGUAACAAUUCCUAUUUUUAAAAAGUCGUGCUUAAUGGAAAACCCCAUCAAACAAAAAAUAUAUUUUGAAAGGUGAUGACCAGUUUCUGCCAAUGAAAUUAAAUUCUAAUCGGGUAAUGUCGUACGCGUGUUUCAAACAUGAUUUUGUUUUUGAAAACUGUUUUAAUUUUGUAUCAGAAAAAGUGUUUUAGAAUUGCUUUGUGUAAAUAUCGAAAGUAGUAGAUAUAACAACAUAAAUAGAAUAUACAGAUUAUGUAACAAUUGAAACAUGAAAGUAUUAGAAGAUGAAUAUAAUUCUUAUUAGUCUGUCCAAAGUGUAGAAAUUUGACUCAGAAAUAUUUGAAAAAUUUAAAUUUGAAAACAUCAUGUCUGUCCGAACAUAAUAAAAG
This is a messenger RNA of Mercenaria mercenaria, 4217 nucleotides long. RefSeq lists its product as uncharacterized. The coding region runs from base 177 to 1061 and encodes 294 amino acids. NCBI's taxonomy places the organism in Eukaryota, Metazoa, Mollusca, Bivalvia, Venerida, Veneridae. The record is from RefSeq and is a predicted model, not a curated record. The transcript has 5 exons.